Hyaloperonospora brassicae is the source of this 1185-nucleotide messenger RNA. NCBI's taxonomy places the organism in Eukaryota, Oomycota, Peronosporomycetes, Peronosporales, Peronosporaceae. The record is from the annotation of a GenBank genome assembly.
AUGACGAGCUCAAGCCGACUGCUGCUGGUCGCGUGUUGCGCCGCGCUGCUGUCCCUGUCGCUGCCUGUGGACGCCGCACUGGAUGUGGACAUGAAGCUCGUAUCCUCACGAGUGGCGCUGACGGCGGGGGCGAUGGAAGUGGCCGUUGUGGUGACGCCGAAGCAGCCCAAGUUCAAGCAGUUGGCGCUCGAGACGCUGGUGGACACGUCGGGUGCUACGGUACUGUCGGGACUGACGCUCGAGGGAGACGGGAGCAAGUUCGUGACGAAGCUGACCGGCGACGAGAAGCUCAAGGCGGGUAUGUACAAGCUCAAGGUAUCGGCCGUGGACGAGGACACGAAGCAAAGCACGCGCCAGGUGCUCCAGCUCAAGGUGACGACGUCUGUGGGCGUGGCAAGUGCCAGCGUGAAUGGCGAGACGCUCCAGCUGGGCGACAAGCUCACAGGCCAGAAGUACAAUGCUGCAGCUGAUAGCACGCUCAAGAUGAAGGUGAAGCUCCAGCAGACACACGACAAGAGCCCGAUCAUGGCGCACCAGGCGUUCCUCCGUUUUACGCACACUUCGACAGCGACCGACACGUACUUUGUGCUGACGGCCGACGCGGCUCACAUCCACAGCACGACUCUGCAGUUCGCGGCGCUGAGUAAGAAGUUUGGCUACCACUCGGGCAAACACCACGUGGAGCUUAUUUUGGGCGCGUCUGCGUUCGAGAAGGCGAUCGUCUGGGACCUGGGCCACGUGGAGCUGCAGCUCGGUGCGGCGCCACCUGAGACGCCGUCGCCACUCUACAAAAAGCCUCUGCAGCAUGAGAGUGACACGACAUUGAAGGCGCUGCCGGAGAUCCAGCACAUCAUGCGUCAAGAGGACCCCCGUCCGUCCAUGACCGUGUCCCUGCUCUUCACGGGUGCUGUGCUAGCUCCUCUAGCGUUUUUCAUGCUGUUCGUGGCGCGCCUCGGCCUCAACGUCAAGCGCUUGUUCGAAAGCUCGGUCUUCGCCUAUGGCUGCGUGUUCCUGGCGUCGUUGGGCUGCAUCUUGGCGCUUUUCGGCUGCUACUGGCUCAAGCUGACCAUGUUCCGGACGUUGGGUUACCUGAGUGUGCUGGGCUUUGUGAACUUUUGGUUUGGCCACUUGACGCUCAAGCGCCUUGCGGAGAGACGCGUCCAGAAGUCUACUAAGAUCGAAUAG